UAAAGUUUCCAAAAAGUUAGAAUAACUUCCUCUCUCCAAGACCUCAAUUUUUUGCACAACCCCAGUCCUUGAAAUAAGAGCCCUUCAAGCAACCUGGAAAACGUUUGGUCAGCAAAAAAAAAAAAAAACACCCUCCUGUUUUUCCAAAGGAUCUGUCUCAGGAAUUUAAAGCACAUUUAAGACACACGCACACUCACAUAACAUAAGGAGGGGGGGAAAGUCUCUUCCCCUCCCCUUCGUGCAGAAAGCAUGGAAGAAAGCUCCAGUUCUCCUGUUUCCCCUGUGGAUAGCUUGGGGACCAGUGAAGAGGAGCUGGAAAGGCAGCCAAAGAGAUUUGGCAGGAAGAGAAGAUACAGUAAGAAGUCCAGCGAAGAUGGCAGCCCCAACCCAGGGAAGAGGGGGAAAAAGUCCAGUCCCAGCUCCCAAUCUUAUGAAGAACUGCAGAGCCAGAGGAUCCUGGCCAAUGUCAGAGAGAGGCAGAGGACUCAGUCGCUCAAUGAAGCUUUUGCUGCCUUGAGGAAAAUCAUCCCCACUUUGCCCUCUGACAAACUCAGUAAAAUCCAGACCCUCAAGCUGGCGGCACGGUAUAUAGACUUCCUCUACCAGGUGCUACAGAGCGACGAGAUGGACAGUAAGAUGACGAGCUGCAGUUACGUGGCUCACGAGAGGCUGAGUUAUGCCUUCUCUGUAUGGAGGAUGGAGGGAGCAUGGUCCAUGUCGGCCUCCCACUAGCCACCGCCUGGGCCAGGCGAGCCCAGCUGCCAAAGGGACUGUCCAGUGUCUGAGACUGAAGUGGAAUUGGGAUGUAUCCAAGUUUGUAGCUUCUGAAACCUUAACAACCUCAAGUAAACUGGUCCAAAAGACCCCUCCUGACCUCCCUCACUCUGAACUCUUGCGGACCACUUAGACUGAGCAGAAAACAGCACCAAAGCUAAUGGUCUGAACCUUUGCAACGUCUUUCCCCAAGCGAUUGACCAAAGAGAAAAGAGAAGCAACAUUCCUGGUUGUUUGUUGUCAUUGGGUUUUGUGUCUGUCUGUGCAUUUCGUUUUAUUUCUAUUUCUUUUUCUGAAAAAUCUUAAUUCAGGAAUACAUUUAUGAGACAUCUUUGGGUUCAGAUUUUACUUCCCUUUAGCUGUAUUCUUUUUUGGGUUUUUUUUUGUCUAUUUUUUUUUUAAGUCAAAACCUGAUCUCUUGUACAGUAAUGUUAAGACUGGACCAAGGCUCUCAGAAAAAAAAAGGAAGAAAAAAACCCACCAUGUCCCCAGCUCCCUGCAUGAUUUGUUUCAAGUACAGCCUGGAUUACAGACUGCCCUCCACACUCUAAUGCCUCUUCCUUAUUGCUCCAUGAUUUGCUACCGCUCAUCUCCUCCCCCCCUUUUUUAUUUUUCAUUUUCUGUUCCAGUGUAUAUGUUGCUUAUUUGUUUUAUUUAUUGAGAUAUUUUUAACGAGCUAAGAGACUGCAAUGUCGCUGUGUAUACUGCUUCUCUUGCCAAUAAAAAUAAAGAUGUCAUGCAGCUACUGGGGA
Phalacrocorax carbo (great cormorant) is the source of this 1526-nucleotide messenger RNA. The record is from RefSeq and is a predicted model, not a curated record. Lineage: Eukaryota; Metazoa; Chordata; Aves; Suliformes; Phalacrocoracidae.